Molecule: messenger RNA, 2051 nt
Organism: Anguilla rostrata (American eel)
Lineage: Eukaryota; Metazoa; Chordata; Actinopteri; Anguilliformes; Anguillidae
Gene: vip
Product: vasoactive intestinal peptide
Exons: 7
Coding region: 146-712 (188 amino acids)
Biological process (GO): epinephrine secretion; phospholipase C-activating G protein-coupled receptor signaling pathway; learning or memory
Cellular component (GO): extracellular region; neuron projection
Molecular function (GO): neuropeptide hormone activity; peptide hormone receptor binding
Source: RefSeq, a predicted model, not a curated record
CAAGCGGGAGUGACAUUCAGCGGAGCGCGCCCUCGCCUUUCGGAGAUACUUCAGCCACCUGCAUAAUAAAAACCCCGCUAUCAGGACCACGGACAGCUUCUGUCAAAGACACAGAGAAAAUACUUCAACGCACAUAUUGAAAGCAAUGUUACCAAGGAACGGCUCCCAGCUUCUCCUCCUGAUAGCUUUGUGCAGCGUGUUGUAUACCAGGACCCUGAGCCUACCUUAUCCAUCUAUGAGGUUGGAUAAGCUCGAAGGCGAUAACGAGAACGACUGGACAAAGAGUCCCUCAGUUCACGAUUCACUUCCAGAGAAUUAUAAAUUUUACUACGAUUUUUCAAACGCAGCAGCAGCAAGACCUACAAGACACGCAGACGGUCUUUUCACGAGCGGAUAUAGCAAACUUCUUGGACAGCUAUCCGCCAGACGGUACCUGGAAUCUUUAAUUGGAAAAAGAGUGAGUAAUGAGUUGAUGGAGGAGCAGAUGCCGGUGAAGCGUCAUUCGGAUGCCAUUUUUACAGAUAACUACAGUCGCUUCCGGAAACAAAUGGCUGUGAAGAAGUAUCUGAACUCUGUGCUCACAGGGAAGAGGAGCCAAGAGGACCCUUCAACUUUGAAGGAGGACUCCCCGAGAAAUGACCCCCCGUUUCCAGAGAGCUACGACGAUGUCAGUGUGGAUGAGCUCCUCAGUCAUCUUCCAUUGACACUCUGAGGAAAACUGCCUGAAAAGAAUCCCGCCAUCAUUUCAUUAUUGAUUUGCCGUUUGAAGACCAUUUAGCUAAAAACGUCAGUAUUAAAACCAAAACAGAAAUAUUUCAGCGUUAAAAAAAUAAUAAUGUGUGAAAACCUGGCUCUUAUAUAUGAAGUAAAUGUUUACAUUGUACAUACAUACUUUAGUGAAAGUUGAAAUUGUAUAUAUUGUGUGUUGGCCAUGGACCAGAGGCGUUGUUUGAACUAGUCUUCUGUAAAUGGUAGUUCAAUAAAUGCAUUGAAUUGAGCACUACAGUACUGGGCAUAGUACAAUCAUAUUGUAUCAUAGAGAUGAAGACCACAUAAUGAUCCACAAUUAUGCAUAUAAUUAGUUUGUAUUCGCAUAGAAUGAUAUCAUAACAUAUACUCAUCUGAAGAAUUUAAGUGAUGCAAGAUUGGACCACCACAUAAUAGAUGUCACUUUAUUUUGUAAAUCAGAACAAUUUUAUAUGAAAUUAUUUAUGUACCUUUAUGUCCAUAUGCGAUACCAAAAAAGUAAAACUUGUAGGAAAAUUUAAAAUAUUUACCUGUUUUGUUCUAUGAAUCGCAAAUGUUUGUAAGCCAUAAAAGCCACUUGUUAGAAAUAAACAUUCUUCCAAACAUUACCAUAUCAAACAUUCCAUCAGCCAGCCGAUAUUUUUGAUCAAUGCUGCAGUCGGGAAAGCACUAGCUGGACCUUGAAUACAGUUCCCUCAGGGGUUAUAGACUAGAAUUCUUCAUUUUUCCAACCUGAAAAACUGAAUGGAGAAAUGUUCCAUCUGUCCCCCUGCCCGUCAAAAUAAAGUCAAAUUCUCCAUCCUUCUAACGAAGCCUAACCAAGCACAGGGUCUGUUGGUAACAGAUUCUUGACGAAGACAUGUGUCAAAACAUAUGACAUUGCUGUUCAUUCCUUUGGGUAUCCGCUGAACUGAGGAUAAUUUCAGCUGCUCACAGAUAAGUUCGGCAUCUAAAUCUCUCUCUGGUCAUCAUGCACAUGUCUUAAUGCAUUUUGAUUUCACAUUUCACACACAGUGAGACUGACUCUCGGAGGGGGGCAUCGGUAAUUUUAGCAUAAGGCUAAUAGUUUUUAGAGGGGUGUUAUUAUUUGCAAGUUUUUGAUUAGAGUGCUUGGGAACGUGCAUAACAUCCUGAAAGCUCAAAUGAAAUGAAUGGAAGACAAAGAUACUUUGGGGGAGUGUGCGAUUUACCAAGAUAUGUUAUUAGAAUAUUUUAUUUAUAAAAUACAUUUCUUGGUUUCCUUUUUGAACGAAUGUAACUUCUAAUAUAUGCAGUUAAUAAAAAAAAAUACUUGUGCAAAGCUA